GCUUUCUUGCUCGUGCCAAAAGAGAAACACUUCUCUUCAUAACGUUUGAUUUAAUCAAGUGAAUCAUACUUCUUGUCUUUUUGCAUUGCUUUUUGGAUUCUUUUCAAGUUUAGACAACGUUUCUAAUUCUAUAUUUACUUUACAUCAACAUAUCUUUUCAAUGAAAUGUCUAAACGAUCACACAAUUUCUAACAAGGUAUAUCUGAAAUAAAAGUUUGUAUUUGUAUUCUCGGAAAUGUCGAAUGCGAGGGAUCAAACGUUUCAAUGCGAACGCAUCUCUAAUGAUUUAAGUAACGAUCUGCAACGCCCUCGACUACGCAGAGACAGCAUAUGGUGAAAUUCUAGCCGAUCUUUUUUCAACAGUUCAAAUACCUCUACAGAUGUGUUUCUCUCUCUUUCGCCCUUUUCUUUUCUCUUUCUCUCUCUCUCUCUCUCUCUCUUUUUUUUUCUCUCUCGCUCUCUUUUCUUUCUCUCUCUUUCUCUGUGGCCAUGAUAGACUUUGUGUAUAUAACGAGUUUCUCUUGCAUACGGUUCUUUUGCUAUAAAUAGAGGGCUACUACUAUUUUACUUCUUGCACUCCGAGAGAGAAUCUUUUUUUUUAAACACCCUUUCUUUUCUCGAAGGACAGUCAAAAGAAUGCUUCCUUUUCUUCUUUACGCAUGAUAUUUUCAAACCGUGGUCUUUUGUCAUCUUCGUGACAAGAAAAUCUCACAGAUUAAUUGAAGCGUUGAGUAUUUUGAAAAGAUAACUAAAUCAUACGGAAAUUGAGAAAUAAAUCAAAAAGAAUUAUCGUCGAUAAAUUUACGUUUGAGACCAAUUAAACAAACAUUUCAUAUAAUUCUUGUAAAAUUCAUUAAUAUCGUAAAAAUCAAUGAUAAAUUCAUUCAUCAUUUGUCUAAUCUCGUAUAUAUGUAAAAAAUUAUACACAACAUGAUUAUUAAGUACGAUAAAAAAGCCAAUUUUUGAAAUUCUCGUAUCAUGUUUCGUGGAUGCAUAACUACGUAAAAUUUUGCAACGAUUCGCGAAAUUUGGCUCUCGACUUCUUCUCCGGCAUUUUACUUGAUGCUAAAAUUAUCUCACGCCCUCGGCACUGUCGACGCGAAUAAUUAUAUUGUAAUUUUUUGUCUUUUUUUCUUUCUUUUCUCGAUAGGACAAGUUCGCUACUGUAUUGUAAAAUGAAUCGCGAAAGAAUUGAAUUGAACUAUGUUUAAUCGAUUAGAUUAAUAUUUUUAGCACGUACUCUCGCCAAAAGCGUAUAUCAUAUAUUCAAAAUACAAUACAUCAUGCUGAAUACAAAAAAAAGGCCAAGGUUCGUUCCAUAUACGAUCGUUCAAAAACGUAUUUAAUUUGUAAUUAAUGGCAAAGUCGACCGCUAGUACAUUAUCGCAGUACGGGACAAUUGAAUUGUGAGUGUACUUCUGUUACUGCAGAGCGUAACAUCUGAUACUUUGUCAUAUUAUGCAAAUUAUUGGUUUCUUAUUUAAAUUAUAUGACAUUAAUAUAGAACUAUUAUAUCUCAAAAUAUAGUACAUUCACGUAGAAUUCUUAAUUCAAAGAGAAUUUUGUCAAAUGAUCAUAGUCACUUUUAGUACAUAGAGAACAUUCAACGUUGAAUAACUAUAGUCCUUUAGUAAGGAAAGGGAUAAUAAUAAUAUAUUUACGAUGAGAUUAGUCAAUAAACGAGUCUAUGAAUAAGACGAAGUUGUGAAUUCAAUGAGUUUUAUCAAUACUCGUCAAUCAUUGACUCGUUUUUUUAUCUUAUUCGUAAACAUUUUAUUAACUAACUACUUCGUAGAUUCACUAAUUUUUUUAACUAUUUUACUGCAAUAUAGAAUCAUUGAUAAACUACUCCAUAGACUUCCUUAUUGAUCAUAGUUUCUACUAUUAAAAAAUUACAUACAUUACAUACAUAGAGAAAGCAGUUUAUCAUACAUAUACACAUCGUACGAAAUACGUAUGUAUAUGGGUAUACAUGUGUACAACAUGCGUGUAAGUUUACAUAAACGUAUAGUGAAAUUGAAUAAGUUAAGAAAAAGUUUUUAAAAAUACAAAAAUAACAAAUUUACAAAUUAAUAAAAAAAUUAAAUUAACGAAAUAACAAUAAUAACAAAAAUAUAUGAACAAUACUAAACAUGAUCAUUAGUAAGAAUAUCAAUAAAUGAAUAUUUGUACUUGUUUUUAAUAGUAUUCGAUCACAAACAAUCAAUUCAUUCCUUUUUAAGCAAGAACAAGGAAAAAUCGCAAAGACAUAACGAUAAAAUAAACUAAUAAUAAAUAACGUUUAAAUAUUGUCGAAAACAAAUGAAUCAGCAUUUGUUUGUUUGACAUCGAAGAGACAGCAAGAUAGUAAAUUUGUUUUAAAAAUUCUUGCAAGUAUACAUAACAAAAUACAUAACAAAAAUUGAUGAGGAAUUUAUUAUUUUUCAUAAAUUAAUAGAUUACUCCGAGUGCGAUCUAAUAUGUAAGUGAAAGAGAGAGAGAAAGAGAGAGAGAGAGAGAGAAAGAGAGAGAGAGAGGAGUAAAAGAGAGAGAAAGGGAGACGGAAAGAAAGAAAUAAAAAUAUAAAAGAAGAAUGAUGACAUUAAAAUUAAGAAACGAAUGUAUAUACAUACAAUUUAUACGUAUAACGCUUCAUCAUUGGAUCAAGAAUUAAAGCUUCGAUCGAGCGAAACCACUCGGGUCUUUAAAGCCGAGACAUACAUACAUAUAUGCAUUCGAUUAUAUCCGACUUCCAUUUGCCCACCCUUUACAUUCAAUCCUACAGUGCACAUGCGCCGCAUGAGCGAUCAUGCUCCAUAGGCGCAGUUAAAAUGAAUUUCUAACAGUAGUGUAAGUGACAGGCAACUCGUCACCAUAUGGUCGAAGAAAUGGGUGUUUUCGGUUAGCAUUUAUCGUGUGUAAAUACUAGACGCAAAACCAAUUCGCCGCGGCCACGGCGAUGAAAUGGAUAACAAUUUCUUCAGGUGCAGGCAAAGGAGCUGCAGUCAUGGAAGAUCCGCAAACACCAGGAUCGGAUUGCAAUUCCAAUCCUGCAACAGAUUCUAUGCAGCAAGAUCUUAUUGGUUCAGACUUUAUACAAGACAAUGUGGAAUAUCAGUGGUGUACAGAUUAUGGAUACAAAGAUGGAGGAUUACAUGUCCAUCCUAGUGUUCUGUCUUCACUCUCUGCAUCAUAUUCCCGGGAAGAUGUGGGUUAUUAUGAUGACCUGUCUCGUAAUUUGGAUGCUAAUUUAGCAGAAAUUGAUAUGGAAAGUUUUCGUAGUGCAGACAUCCACACUCUUCUUACUGCUUUACCAGUUAUGUGUACUGAUCCAGUUCAACAUUCAGAGUUUAACUAUCAAAGGGAACGUUAUGCCAGUAUAUCUGGCUCCGUCAUGGAAAAACUUGACAUCGGUUCUUCAAUCAGCCCACACACCAGCAGCCAGGGAGAAGAAUCUGCUUGUUCAACAACUGAUACAAUGUCUAUAUGCAAAUCAUCAUUAUUAUUCUCUCCUGUGAAAGAAACACCUGUGCUACCGCCAGCAGGUAGUUACAGUGUAGAUUCAUUGGACUGUGAAGAUAUGCUGUUAACUUGUCAAGCAAAUAAUAAAAAUAAUUAUACUAUUGCUUUUGAAGGUAGUAUUACAAUGUACUCUGAUAGUUCUCCAGAUUUCGAAAAUCAAGAAAAACCAGAAACAUACGAAGUACCAGAAACUUACUACAAAAAAAAGGGGUUACGAAGAACUAUAUUAGAUUCGUCAAUGGUGUGUUCUGAUUCUAAAAUAUAUACUACUUGGAGUAAUUUAAAACAUUCUUCCAUGAAUAAGGUUAUAACUCGACAUCCUUCGGGCAAUAACAAUACCAUUCCAAAUUUUUUACAUGGGACAGGAAAUACAACUAUAUCUAUAAAUAAAAGAAGUCAAAGCUUACCAGAUCUUACACGAAUUCAAGAAUCACCUACUAAUAUUCAUCUCAAUUUUUCUGUUGAUUCUGCUGAAUCAAAUAACCACCCAUUACCAUCACACAAUUCAGGCUCUGCAAUGAGUCGAUCUGUAAAUGAAGAAAAUUCCGAUGGUAGUGGAAAUAUUUCUUCUGGGAAAAAGUUACAAAAUCUAAGCCUAGUAAAAUUGUUUAUGAAACAAAAGAGUAUGAGCGCUGAAGGAAUGAGUCUUACUUUGGAUCAAUCUGAUUCCAUCAGUGAUAGUGGUUGGCCUACAAGCAAUAGUGCUAGUGAUAGUGGAACUAAUACAAAUACACAAAUACAGCGACAAAAUAUAAAUACAUGUACUCGUCCACUUCCUGAAAAAGAUUUUUCUAUAAAUUGGGUUCGUAGUGAUUGUUAUAAUAAUAAAGAAGUAGAAAGUCAAAAAGAUAAGUUGGCUGACAUUCCAAAUACUUUUACAAGCAAUAAGGAAAAUAAAGAUGACAUGAUUUCAUCUGCCUCGGUCGAAGAAUUGUCGGAAAGCAUAACUAAAUCAGAACUCGUACAUGACAGUGAUAUCGAACAAAUAGAUUUCGAAAUUUCACAGGAUGACUUGGAAUGCCGUUCAAAACAUUUACGGAUUUUUCAGGAAAAUAAAUCUGUAAUAUCUAAAACAACAGGAAUUCAAGCAAUGGUCGAAACAGAAGAUAACGAAGUGCAAACGUCACUAAUUUACAAAGUACCUGCAGAAAGAGAUAGCCCUUCUAUACGGGAAACGAUAGUUAAUAAAAGGCCUGUUUAUGUUGUAUAUCCUAAUUAUACGUUACCAGAUCUUUCAUUUCUUAAUAUUAAAGAUACGAAAUUAGACAAUGUAGCAUUAAAGCCUCAAUGUUAUGAUAAAAGUAAGCCAGGAUGGAAACAUUCAAAUAGAUGCAACAGACCGUUCUCUUGUAACGAUAUCGAUGCGCUUAAACAACGUGGAUUUUCACACGUUAAGGAUUGGGAGUCGCUAACAUUCCUUUUACCUACUGAAUAUAAAAAAAUAUUACAUGAUGUGCCAGAAGUUUCAGAGCAUAUCAAUAUCAAUGAACAAACUAAAAAACCAUUGUUUUGUUUAUCUCCCCCAAUGCGACAUAAAACAAGACCAAUAAGUGAACUUAUACCAAAUAAUACUUCCUCAACUAGUAGUACUGCUACGCAGCCAUCUUCUGGAUAUCGAGGCUCAUCUACGAUCUUGACGGAUUCCUCUACAAAUCAGCAGCUACUUCCUAAUAAUGUAGCUAAUCCAUUAUACCUGUAUCGCUAUGAUAGCAUUAGUUCUGAAGCAAGUUUAGUGAGCAACGAUAAGAAAAUUCAUAGAACUGUUAAUCAAGCAAAGCAAACCUAUCCUAAUUUACCUAAACGGUCCAUUUCAUUACCUUAUGGAGAUAGAGAAUCUGAUUGCUGCAAUGGCAAAGUGCCACCAAGACCUCCUUUACCAAGAAGUAUCUUAAGAAAGAAUAAAGUUCCCACAAGUAAGAGAUACAGUAUGUUUGAAAUGGGAGGAGUGGAAGAAGUAGAAGAUCAAUGUUCUGAACCAAAUAAAAGAAUGUCGUUACAAGAACCAUAUUAUAUGAAUAAUGAUUUACAACUAUUAUGCCGCGGGAGAAUUAUCGAUUCAGAAAAAGAUGUUGACGAAACAGAAGAAAAAUGUAAUACAGCUACUAAUUUUAUUUUAGAGAGACUGAAUGAAGUUGUUAAUAAUACGAACGUAGAUUAUGAAACUUCUCAAAAUAGUGAAGAUGAUAUAAAGCAAUUAGAAGAAUUUUUAAAACGUAGUGGUUUAUCGUCAGAAAGUAGCGAAGGAGAUAAUGAAGAUCCCGAAGUUAAAUUAAGAUCGUACGUGAGAAAAUUUUUAGCACUUAGAAUGAAUAAAGAUGUAGUCAAAAACAUUGAUAUGGCUGAAUCACAAAAAAAGACUGUCAGUUUCGCUUUACACGAAAAAAAACGAUAUUCAGAUGAAAAGCCAAAUAAUGCAAAUGUUCCGACGAAUGAGCACAAUAAAGAUAGAUGUUUUCAGGAUCUAAACAAAGAAAUCAAUCCUGAGAACAAAGUGGAUUUAGAAGAAAAACGAAAUAUGAUAUCAUCCACAAGCAAAGCUGUUGACUUACUACUCAAAUAUUGGAAUGCUGAACCUACUAAUGGUCGGCAAAAUUAUAAUGAUAAAAAUGAAUGUGCACAACUUUGUUUGAGUAAUCUCUGCCCAACUUUGUAUGCUAUAAUGUCAGAUGGUCUAAAAUCACAUUUGCAGUCUACUUUUGGUCCAAUAGCAAACAGUGUAUGGCAAGUUGUUGAGGCUUCUGCUCAGCAAGGGCCACUUACAAAGACAUUGAACGAGUUAGUUCAAAAGAUUAAUGGCGAAGAUAUUAUUACUGAGGGAAUGCUUAAAUUUCAUGCAUUUGUAUUUGGUCUGUUGAAUUUGCGAGCUUUGGAUGCUUGGUUUGCAUAUUUAUGUACAAGAGAAUCGAUUUUACGAAAACAUUAUAAUAGUAAUAGUUUAUUUACCGGAGCAUUAGCAAGUACCGACGUUCGAGAAGUUGUUGAUAAUUUAUUAGAUAUUUUACAUCCUCUAGCAUUUUGCCCAUUUCAGCUUGAUCUUUUAUACCAAUAUCGACAAUUACAUAAUAGUUUCGGUAAUAUGAACAAUUAUAAUAUAGAUGGACUAAAUUUUAGAAAUGUUGAUUUACUUCAAAAAGAUCAUCAUUUUGAAAAAGCAGAUAAUUGUGGAACUGUAUUAAGUCCAAGAAAAAUACGUCCACGGUCUUGCGUUAAUGUUUAUAAUGAUUAUGACGAUAAGUCUAUCAUUGCACAUAAAACUGAUCUUGAAAAUGUUGUAAAGAAACGUUUUAACAACACUGUCGGGACAAAAGUAUUGCAUGGUUUAGAAAAAUUAGCUUCCGAAGAUUCCGAAGAUUAUACUGAUAGCCUUGAACAUUCUCCAUUGAAUAGAGGGGCAACAAAACAAAUGAUUCCUAUUAAAUCAUUAAGUCCAGAUUCUAAAAUGGACGAUGAAGAUACGAUUACCGGAGAAACUAAAUUUAGGAAACUGCAAGAAAAAUGGGAAUUAAUGAUUGGGAAAGAAGAAACUGGAAAAAACCAACCGGGAACGGCAUUACCCUUAUCGCCUAUGCGAACACCUGCGAAUUUGGGAAAAUCAAAAAUACCACGACUUUUAACAUCACCUAUUAAACAACCAAAUGUAGCAAUAGGAUCUGUAAAAACUGUUAAGUCUCCUAUCUCUGGAAUACCUUCUUUGAAAAAGCCGGUUACAUUAUCAACUACCAAAACAGUAUUAAUGAAACCAAUAGAAACAAGGGGGAAAAGUGUACAAGAAACACGACGUACGAGUCGUGUAGAUCAAGACAUAGUCGGAACAUCGCGAGCUCAUUUGUCACGACCUAGCUCUUUACCUUAUAAAUCCUAUGGAGUUAUGUCGAAAGAGAAAAAUCUCCUAUCUCCUCAAAGACGAGCUGCUUCCACAUCUUUACCAAGGCCAAAUACAGUUACACGUAAUCCUCCGAGGAAACAACCGCUAAAAUUAGUAAAAUAACGCUACGUCCAUCUCGAUUCCAGAGAGGUUCGCACAGUUACAAAUAGGGUACCAUCGAAUAAUGGGCAUCUGUCAUUCGCAGAAGGUGAAAGAUUGAAAGUUAUAUUAGAAAUUGAUAAUAAAUGGUUAUUGUGUGCAAGAGGUGAUAGAAAAGGUUUGGUUCCGAGAAUGUGUGUGCAUACUAUUCAGACUUAGCCCUUCUAUUGAUAUUAAUGAGAUUCUUGAGUAAAUUGAUUAAGAAGUGAAAGUGAUGUGCUUUGAAUGAAUGUAAAAGAAGAUUAAUUAAAUGGUGUCGUAUGUACAGUGUAUUAAAGAAAAGGCAUAGUAUAUGAUUUUGAAAUUAUAAUUUAGUGAUAUUGCUUGCGAAGUCACUGUUUAAAGCUUCGUUUGCAUAGACUCGUGAUAGUAUUACCACUCAUAAUGCCAUUGACAAACCAGCCCGACUGCUUUUUAUUUCUGGUCCGGCCAGCGCAGCGACUUCUGGACGCCUGUGAAAAAGCUUCGCAUUUUCACAAUAUUGACGACCGGCAACUUUUUACGUUCGUCUCCCCAUUUUCGAUCUGAACCCCGCUGGGGCUCGCACACCCCCAAAUCUCCGUUAGUUUUAUCAUCAUGCUAAUUAUUAUGCAUUACCAUUACAUAUUAUUAAUUUUGCAUAAUAGCUACACUUGUUUUACUUUCGCUUUUAUGCAUUAGGCACGACCGCUACUAUAUACAAUAUUUUAAUGUUAAAAUACAAUUAAAUUAAUGAUUGAAAAUUAUUUUAAGAAUUGAACAAUUUAUUUGAAAUUUUAAGCAGAAUUUUACAUUAUAAUAGAUAAAAUAUAGAAUUCUAAUUCUAUCAAAAAUUUUUCUUUGUGAUGACUAUAAAGACACUCUGAUGGUGAUAGUGGUCGUGACUAAAAAAUAUUAGAGGUUCUGCUAGUCAUAAGCUUUUAAAACCUCAUUAUAUUUAAAUGAACAUAUACCUAUUUAUAACUAAAAUGUACAUAUAUACAGUAAUAUGAUGAUAAAGACACAACGGUCAUAUAUAAUAUAAUAACUUAUAAUAUUAUGAAUGUAACUGUGAUCAUAGCAAAUAGGUGCAUAAGUUGAUUGAUGCGAAUGUGCGAAAAAAUUUCGUUUGAUUUUUUAUGUAAUUUUAAUAUUUCAAUCACGUCCAAUUUUCAUAAAACAUCAAUAUAUCGGUUUUAUUUAGCAUAUAAAUUAUUACCAUGUCGUGCGCUUAUGAAUCGCAAUAAUCACAUUUUUUUACUUGCUUCAUGUAUUUCUUAGUAUGUGACAGCAUACAGUGUAUUCAAAUAAAAUCUAUUAUAAUGACAUAUA
Messenger RNA from Vespa velutina, 8815 nucleotides. RefSeq lists its product as uncharacterized. The record is from RefSeq and is a predicted model, not a curated record. The transcript has 13 exons. The coding region runs from base 2939 to 7489 and encodes 1516 amino acids. Gene Ontology annotation, cellular component: cytoplasmic vesicle. NCBI's taxonomy places the organism in Eukaryota, Metazoa, Arthropoda, Insecta, Hymenoptera, Vespidae.